This is a messenger RNA of Parnassius apollo (apollo), 294 nucleotides long. Lineage: Eukaryota; Metazoa; Arthropoda; Insecta; Lepidoptera; Papilionidae. The record is from the annotation of a GenBank genome assembly.
AUGAAGUUGCGUGAUCUUCCUAAAGAACAGCGCAUUUUAGCGGAACGUAUUAUAAACGAAGCUCUAUUCUUAGCUGAAAUGGAUAAAUUGACUAUUGACCACAAAAUAUCGGAUCGAGCAACAAUACAACAAAUAAAUUCUAACACUACAGAAUCACAGAGCAUACUUCAGCCAUACCUUUUAGACAACAAUACAGGAGCGGUACAAAUUUCAAUCCCUGAAAUGUCUAUACCUUUACAAGAAGUAAACACUGCGACUUCAUUUUUAUCUCAGUACAUGCAAAAUGAAUCGUAG